AUGGGGAGGGUGAAGCUCAAGAUCAAGAGGCUGGAAAACAACAGCGGGAGGCAGGUGACGUACUCCAAGCGGCGGUCGGGGAUCCUCAAGAAGGCCAAGGAGCUCUCCAUCCUGUGUGACAUCGAUCUCAUCCUCCUCAUGUUCUCGCCCACCGGCAAACCCACCAUUUGCAUCGGCGAAAGAAGCAACAUUGAGGAAGUCAUAGCAAAAUAUGCGCAGCUAACCCCUCAAGAGAGAGCUAAAAGGAAACUGGAGAGCUUAGAAGCCCUAAAGAAGACUUUCAAGAAGCUAGACCACGAUGAGAACUUUGCAAAGCAACAUCUGAUCGGCCUACAGUGUGCUGCUGCCCAGUUCCAGACCGACAUGCAGUUGCCUCUAGGACUGACCGGUGAGCCGGGCCCUUCGUCGUGGUUCCAAAACGGCGGUGCCGAUGGGCAACAAGCCAUGAUGCUACCGGACGACUCCAGCCAGCUCCAUCAGAGAGACAUUGCUGGUUGCUCGUCACUGCAGGGCUACCCAGGCUACUUCAGCAUGACCAAGCAGGAGACGGACACCGGCGGUGGCAGCGAGCACGGGCAGGCGGCGGUGCAUCAGCCGCCACCGCCGCCGCCUGACUUCAGCCAGGCCGAGUGCCUGACGUCGCUGCACCUGGGCGCACAGUUCCCGGACGCACCCUGCUUCGACCACCCCAGCCUUUUCAACGACCGGAUGUUCAGGCCGGACGCAGUUGAGCUGCACGACGGUGGCGCCGGCAUGGACUUUGUUGGCGGCGGCCACUUCGACCUGCCCAGGCCUGGCGACGAGGCCAGCUUCCAAAACUGGGCGUCGGCGGCGGCAUGGGCGCAGCCAUGUUUGACCACCACCACAUCAGCAGGAGCAGCAUCACCAGCAACCACAGUCUUCAUCUGCACAAGUGAGUGCAUAAGUACAAACCAUUCUUUUAUAGUGAGGAUUACUUUCAUAACUGUCCGUUUUGCCAUAUGUGAACUUGUUUAA
Miscanthus lutarioriparius is the source of this 996-nucleotide messenger RNA. The record is from the annotation of a GenBank genome assembly. NCBI's taxonomy places the organism in Eukaryota, Viridiplantae, Streptophyta, Magnoliopsida, Poales, Poaceae.